CGACAACUCUCCAUACUUCGCCGCCCGUUUUGCCUUUCAGCACCACGUAUAGGACUCCAUCUCUUUUUCCUUUCUGGAACAUGGCUUGGCCGUACCCGUGAAUGCUCUUGAAUUCGAUUUGCAUCGCUCAGGUGCCACCGAAAACCAAAAUUACACCAUGUCCGAUCCCAAGAGUAUCUCCGUCAUUGCGGAAGGAGGGGACCUAAUCCUUGAACUCGGCCAAGAGGAAGGCAGCAUACACUUCCCUUUCCGAGUGGACUCCAAAGUCCUUCAACAGCAGUCUCGAUACUUCUCCAAUCUUCUGAGCGACCGUUUCAGCGAGGGCCGAGCACUACUAGCCGGACUGGAAGCAUUAAAGCGUGCGGGACACUCCAACGUUACAGACGCUCCGGUAGACGAGCUGCCCAGGAUAUCAAUCACCCACGUGGGUCGCAUAUCGAAAGUCUCGACGGUACAGAAUCUGUGUGCGGAUUUCCUCCGAACUCUCCAUGGACAGGACUUGCCGACCCUGCCACCCGUGGCCAAUCUCGCGAACCUCGCUGUUCUUGCCGAUCGAUUCGAUGCCCUCCCAUAUUUCUCCCGAUUAGCGCAACGGAAACGGUACAUGCAGACCAUCGAUGCGAAGACGAAGGGGAAAUCAAACAUAAAUAUUGCAGAGGAGCGAGUCCGUCAGAAGUUGCUUAUUGGGCUAUUAUUGGACUAUCCGAUAUGGGUGACUAAAUACUCCAAGCAUUUGAUAAUGCGUGAUUCCGUGCAAUGGAAGGCAGACGCAGAGCUGAGCGAAACCGCUGCGUUAUGGUGGGACAUGCCGAAUGGCGUAGAAGACGAAAUGAUCCAAAGGCGAGAGUAUAUCCUUGAGACCAUAAAUUCUCUUCAAGCACAUUUCCUGAAACUCUACACAUCGGGGGAGAGGCAAUGCAAGUUAGGCUACGAUUCGUCCCUGCAAUGCGAUUCCUUUCAGUUGGGCGAGAUGAUCCGUUUCUUCUCGAAAAUCGGUACACUUCGUUUACAAGGUCUGAUUUACGAUGAUGUAGAUCCCACGCAAUACUCUGGCGACAUUGACAGACUUCUCGACAAUCUCCGUCACGCAUCGCCGUACCAGAUCGACCGCAACCAUGCUCAUUGCGGUCUUCGGACUCGAUUGAUACCUAUCCUCGACAUGUUGCAUCAAAUGCUCUGCUUGGAUGCAGGCAGUAUUGACAUAGGCAUGUGCGCGGACUGCUGGAGCAACAAUAGGCCGUCGUAUGCCUGGUCGUUGGCAAAGAGACCAGUGCUAUGGGUUCAGAACCGGGCAAUAUUGACCGGAAGCAGAUCCGCAAGCUCUUCGGUGAAGAGCGGCCAUCACCGAACACCUAGCAGCUGCCUGACUAGGCACAACGUCGUGCGGGACUUGUUCAUGGCGGUGGAAAAGGACUGGACGGCGGAGAGUGGGCGGGUCGAACCGCUUCCCAUGGGGCAGUUGAGUCUGGGUAAGGUCUCCAAAGCGGCCUGGUGAGUCCUUUCUCUCUCGGCACUCUGCAUAAGCUGUAGAUGGACUAGUAAGCAAAGUAUGGUACGGAGUGUAGAUCCGUAUAUGUACGGGGCUGGCAGGCUGGCCUGUGCCUAGCGCGGCUCCCCUCCGCUAUCGAAUACCGGUGCAGGGCACUCAGCCCUACCAGGCUCUUGAGCAUACUGUAGACAUUGUAGACUAGAAUCAAGAACCAUUCUCUUUGUUCGCC
Aaosphaeria arxii CBS 175.79 is the source of this 1718-nucleotide messenger RNA. RefSeq lists its product as uncharacterized. The record is from RefSeq and is a predicted model, not a curated record. The transcript is spliced from 2 exons. The coding region runs from base 158 to 1495 and encodes 445 amino acids. NCBI's taxonomy places the organism in Eukaryota, Fungi, Ascomycota, Dothideomycetes, Pleosporales.